GUAUUUUGUAAACACGGCACAGUCGUGGCAGUUUAACACUAGAACGCCCAAAGAACUGGCCAGUCUAGUAAUAGCUAAAAAUGUUCUCGAAUAAGUUGAUAUUCAUUUUACAAGUUUUACAUGUCUGUUGCGGCAACUGGGCCUCCGAGUGGAUGCCGCAAGUGCAAGAUGAAUUUGGAUCAGUUAAAGAUAUUAACGCUCGAUUGAAUUACGACGCGGACCUGAAACAGUACGAAGAUCAAGAGCUACAAAUUCCCAACCAAGAGCUCCCAAAAACGCUGACAAAAGCCAAUGAGAGCCACAAAGCCCCCGAGGUGGAUUACGUGUCUACGCCCACGCUUCAGGCGAAGUUGGAGGCCGCGCUUAAACUCGCGAAGGAACUCGCCGCGAAGCUUCGAGAGAAAAUAGCUUUGUUGAGUGAACGGGAAGCUACGCUGAAGGAUACUAUUGCUAAAGGAAGGUCAGGCGUAUCGGUGGUGACAGUCCAUACGUUAUCACGUGCGUCGCGUUCAUAUCUCGUCCGCGACGGCGCCUGGGCGAGCUGCCAGGGGUUGCUGCAGCUCUCGUACGGGACCGCGGGCCCGACGUGCGUCGGUGUUGAGAGCCCGACGAAGCCGGACCCGUGCGUGUUCAACUCGGUCACCAAGUACGAGACGAUUCCGACACGACGGCGGUCGGAGUACGUGGAGGACGACUUUCUUUGCCUGAAGAGUAGCUUUAACUCGACGCUGGAUCGGUACCUGAGCGUGCCUAGAACGGUCAUCAACGAUACUUGCAAAAACGGUGUAGUGCGAAGCCUGGAAGACAACGUUGUAGAAUGCGGAGUCCGGGUACUCUCCGAGUACGUGUACUACCCCGGCGCCGCGGCGCGUGUACCCCGCGAGUACUGCGACCCCGACCCCCCCGGCGCCUGCCACCUGCUCGCUGCCUGGCAUCUUUCCAACACCACAAUUGAAAACUUCGAGUUCUUAAAAGAUGAUCCCGCGUUUAAAGCCUAUUUUAUUAAUAAUCAAUGAAUUUGAAUAAAUUUUGUAUUGCCAGAA
Messenger RNA from Cydia amplana, 1043 nucleotides. RefSeq lists its product as uncharacterized. The transcript has 6 exons. Bases 81 to 1016 code for a protein of 311 amino acids. The record is from RefSeq and is a predicted model, not a curated record. NCBI's taxonomy places the organism in Eukaryota, Metazoa, Arthropoda, Insecta, Lepidoptera, Tortricidae.